Molecule: messenger RNA, 4570 nt
Organism: Pristis pectinata (smalltooth sawfish)
Lineage: Eukaryota; Metazoa; Chordata; Chondrichthyes; Rhinopristiformes; Pristidae
Product: rhotekin-like
Exons: 12
Coding region: 252-2096 (614 amino acids)
Biological process (GO): mitotic cytokinesis; septin ring organization; signal transduction
Cellular component (GO): actomyosin contractile ring
Source: RefSeq, a predicted model, not a curated record
GUGAAAGGCGCUACUGUGUCUGCAGCGCCGUGUGAGAGACUGCAUUCACACAGCCGCUUCCUGUGGGCGAGGAAUGUGCAGCUGGCAGCGAAUGAAUGCGUGUGUGGGGCUGGGGCUGGGGCUGGGGCUGAGCGGGGCCGGGCGAGGCUGAUACCACAGAUCCGACCCUCCCAGCGCCGAUCGGGCGUCCACAGCGGGGAGCGGCCGCGGCGAUGUCUCGCACAGUCGGGGGCGAGGAGUGAGCGGCGGGAAUGGACGAGACCGUCCGGAUCAUGGAGGAUCUCAACCUGUUGUACAUUCGCCAGAUGGCCCUGAGCCUGCAGGACUCUGAUUUCCAGAAGAAGAUUGACUAUGAAAUCCGAAUGCGGGAUGGGGCCUGCAAACUCCUAGCAGCAUGUACUCAGAAGGACCAAGCACUGGAAGCAGCAAAGAGCCUGAUGAUCUGCAAUGCACGCAUCACGUCCUACAUGUCCCAGGUGCAGAGGAUGAAGGAAGCUCAGGUGAUGCAGCGGCGGACAAGGCGAUCCUCAGAUGCUGGCCUCCUUGAAGAUCGUUUGCCAUGCAAGGGGACGGUUAGUAUAUCAGAUUUUCGAAUUCCUUUGAUGUGGAAAGACACUGAGUACUUCAGAAAUAAAGGAGAUGUUCAUCGUUAUGCAGUGUUCGGCUUGAUGCAGAUUGGUUGCGACAUUUAUGACACAGAGAUGGUGAUAGUGGAUCGCACCAUGACUGAUAUUUGCUUUGAAAGUGCUGUUGUGUUUCCUAGUGUUGGACCUGAUUUUGAGCUGAAGGUGGAGUUUUACAGCUGUUGUAUGGACGAGGACUUCUCCAUUACCAGUGGGCCAAGAAAGUUUGCAAGCAAGCUGAGCAGCUCAUUGGGCCGUUCGUCAGGAAGGAGGGUUCGAGCUGGGCUGGACGUUGCUGGAGAGAGUUCUGUGUCUAAUGGUGGCUCCAGUCCCAUCUUAUUGCCAACUUUGCCUGUUGGGGGGCCAAAAUAUCACCUUUUGGCUCACAUCAGCCUCCCCCUUGCAGCUGUCCACAGCGGCUUCCGUACGCACAGUCUCAGAGUUGUCGGAAAUGAGGAAUGCUCCUUUUGGCUGCCUCUCUACGGCAGUAUGUGUUGCCGCCUUGCUGCCCAGCCUCGGUGUAUGACACAGCAUGUGAUUACAGGCUUUUUAAACCUGCAGCAGCUGGUUGGGGACCUGCACAACUGGACCAGGGUGUUCUGCGUUUUACAAGGAACAAAUCUCUUAUGUUAUUAUUCACCGGAGGAAGUGGAGGCCAAGGUAGAGGCUGCCUUCACCAUUGCAAUAAACAAGAGCAACAGGAAAAGAGCCAAGAGAAAAUCUAACUGCAUCUCAAUCACAAAUCAGUUUGCGGGUGAGGAGGUGACACACACCCUGGUCACCGACUCUCUGGAGGAGAUGCACAGGUGGAUGGAGGCUUUCUGGCAGCACUUCUAUGACAUGAGUGCGUGGAAACAGUGCUGUGAUGAAUUGAUGAAAGUUGAAUCUGCAUCUCCCCGGAAACUGCCAGUAACAAUCUCCAAGAAGGGAGCUUCCCUGUACCACGAGACUGUUAUUGACUCCCCAGACGACAUCGACCCUGCCCCAGACACACCAAGCAGCCUAGUUCAGACAGGUGCCAGCCGCAGAGAUGGAACCUUGCCCCCCUGGUACGCACUUUUUGAAAACUCCCAGAAGAGAGUGUGUAGAGGUACUUUGUUGGAUGGCAGUGUGGUUUCAGAGAGAGACGGUCUCUGCACGGACUGGAUCCAACGUCACACAUUCACAGUCCAACCCAUGGAUAAGGACUGGAACUCCCAGGAUUUCUGCACUGGAGAGAGUCACUUUUCCAGGCCACGGACUCGCUCCUUGGACGCCAAACUUAUGAGCUUGAAGUGUCAAGCACAAAGGACAGAAGCUCUAUCCAACAAACGCGCUGCACUGUUGUCCACGAGCUCCACGCAGACCUCCAGUGCAGACAGCAGCCCUGAAGCCCGAAUAAAGCCCUUCUCACAACAAGCCUCUGAGCAACAGGGGUGGCGAAGUUCUCGGUGCAGGCUGCACACCAGCACCCCACAGCAGACACAAGUCUAACUGAGAAAUCAACACAAGUGUUGCUUGUAAAGGAUAUCCUGGGAGCAUGACUCCAUGGCACAGUUCUUGAGGAGUGUGAGUGUCCAGAGGGGAAGGUUGGCAGAGAGGAUCUGUGAGGGUUGAAGGGAGUUAGAGAACACAAGAAAUUGGUCCUGGCCCCAAGUCUGCCCCAUCAUUUACCUGCCACCGUCUUCCAACUCCACCCCAACUCACCUCCCCACCUGGCUCCACUCCUCCUCAGCCCACCAAUCGCCUCAGAAUCCUUUCUCGCCACCCCCCUGGCCACUUCCCCUCUCCACCCCCAGCCCUGAUGCAGGGUUUCAACCCAAAAUGUCGACAAUUCCUCUCCCCCCACAGAUGCUGCUCAACCCACUGAGUUCCUGCAGCAGAUCGUUUGUUGCUCCAGAUUCCAGCAUCUUCGGUGUCUGGUGUCUCCACCACUCAAUGAGGUCUUGGCUGGUCUACGCUGGACUCAACUCCUGUGUCUGUUCCCCAUAACCCUCAACUCGAUCUUUCAAAUAUUUAUCCAUCUCCACCUUAAAUCUAUUAACUGAUCUGGCCUCCACCACCCUCUGCAAGGAGAAAUUUCUACAUACCUCGAUUUUAAUGUCCUCGUCACAACGUAUCCUUCCACCUAUUUCUGUAUCAUCGGCAAACUCGGAGAGCUCACAUUUUGUUCCCUCCUCCAAGUCAGUGAUGUACACAGUAAACUAAUCCUUGGGGUGCUUCUCUAGUCACAUCCCUCCAGUCUGAGAAAGGACCUAUUUAGUCCAAUUCUCUGAAAGUUUUUAAUCCAUGCUAACACUUCUUCCAAUAUCUUGGGCUUUCAAUUUAUGCAACAGCCUCUUAUGUGGAACUUUGGAAAUUUAACUACAUCUACAGGUUCCCCUUCCAUGGGAGUACUUGCAUGGGUUUUGGACAGGUUUGUCCCAUUGAGGCAGGGUAAGGGUGGUAGAGUGAAGGAACCAUGGCUGACACGAGAUGUAGAAUCUCUUGUCAAGAGGAAGAAAGAAGCUUACCUGAGGUUUAGAAAGCAUGGAUCAGACAGGGCUCUGGAGAGUUACAAGGUACCCAGGAGGGAGCUUAAGAAUGGACUUGGGAGAGCUAGAAGGGGGCAUGAGAAGUCCUUGGUGAGUAGGAUCAAGGAAAACCCCAAGGUAUUCUACAUGUAUGUGAAGAAUAGGAGGAUGACUGGAGUGAGGGUAGGACCGAUCAGGGAUAAAAGUGGCAACGUGCCUGGAGUCGGAAGAGCAUUGUGGUCGUCCAUAGGAGACGGAUGCAUUAUAAAUGGAUGCAGAGAGGGACAUGGAAGCCGGUGAGUUCAGGAAAGAAAACAGUGAAAUCCUGGACCAUAUCGAAGUUACAAAGGAGAAGGUGUUGGCAGUCUUGAAGCAUACAAAGGUGGAUAAAUCCCCGAGACCAGGUCUUAGGAUAUUGUGGCAAACAAGGGAGGAGAUUGCUGGGGCCCUGGCAGAGCUUUUUGAAUCUUCAUUAGCCAGAGGUGAGGUACCAGAAGACUGGAGAAUGACCAAUGUGCCUUUAUUGAAGAAGGGCAGCAGGGAAAGGCCAGGAACUACAGGCCAGUGAGUCUUACAUCAGUGAUGGGUAAGUUAGUGCAAGAAAUUCUGAGGGAGAGGACAUACUUGCAUUUGGAAAGACUGAUGGGGAUAAUCAGCACAGCUUUUAUCGUGGGAGAUCAUGUCUCACAAAUUUGAGAUUUUUGAGGAGGUAACAAAGAGGAUUGAUGAGUUCAGGGCAGUGGAUGUUGCCUACAUGGACUUUAGCAAGGUCCUGCAUGGUAGGCUGGUCCAGAAGAUGAGAUGACAUGGGAUCCAGGGUGAGAUAGCAACUAGGAUAUAAACUUGAUUAUAUGAUGGUUACAGAGUUGUACAGCACAGAAACAGGCCCUUUGGCCCACCACAUCCAUGCCGACGUUUUGCCCAUCUACACUCAUACCAUUUGCCCGUAUUAGGACCGUACCCUUCUAUGCCCUGCCUAUAUAGGUGUCUGUCAACAUGCUUCUUAAACACCUGUGACUAGUGGUGUUCCACAGCGAUCCAUACUGGGACCUUUGUCUUUGUGAUAUAUAGAAAUGACCUGGAUGAAAAUGUAGAUGGGUGGGUUGGUAAAUUCAGAGAUGAUAAAAAGAUUGGUGGUGUUGUGGAUAGUGUAGAAGAUUGCCAGAGUAAACAGCAGGAUAUAGAUCAGUUACAGAUAUGGGCAGGGAAAUGGCAAUGGAGUUUAAUCUGGCCAAGUGUGAGAUGUUGCACUUUGGGAGAGCAAAUGUAAAAGGACAGGACACAGUUAAUGGAGACACAGGAAAUUCUGCAGAUGCUGGAAUCUGGAGCAAUACUAAAAAGGUGCUGGAGGAACUCAGCAGGUCAGGCAGCAUCCAUGGAGAGAAAUAAAUGGUCAAUGUUUCGGGCCGAGACCCUUCAUCAGGUCUGGAAAGGAAGAGGGCAGAAGACAGAAUA